Molecule: messenger RNA, 1590 nt
Organism: Endocarpon pusillum Z07020
Lineage: Eukaryota; Fungi; Ascomycota; Eurotiomycetes; Verrucariales; Verrucariaceae
Exons: 2
Coding region: 1-1590 (529 amino acids)
Source: RefSeq, a predicted model, not a curated record
AUGGUUGCUCCAGCAAGCAGCGUGUUAGCCAUUACAUCGGCUACCGAGAUUGCAGAGCGAAUUGGCCAUCUAGCUAAGAUUAUUCAUCCUUGUGAGGGUGCGAAAGUACACCCGAUAUACUACCGCCUUUUCGCAGAGAAUGCAAAAUUAAGAAGAAGGAUCAAUCAAUUACGAGAUCAGCAUGGGGACAGCCUUUUCUCUUUGAUCGACCCGGCAGACGUGGAAGAUUUUUCCUUGUCGAUCCGGCUACUUGAAAGGUACCACGAGCGAUUUCGUAGGAAACACGAGGACAUCAAAGCAAUAAGCGAUAGAGGCCAGCCUUCUGAAACGACGAAAGUUAAAUUGAGAUUGCCUGCCGAGGAUUUAAACGACUUGAUGGUGAUGACGGACACUAUGGCAGCUAUGAAUGAGGCUCUGAGGGCGAUGGUGCCGGUUCAGACAACAUACGAUGGUGAUCCUCCAAUUUCCAACCUACGUCCAUCAUAUCCCUCAGGUCGCCCAGGACUUGGUAGUGAGAGGAUACAAUCCCUAUCAUCUACUACUGCGCCCGCGGAAUUGGCUGCCCAGCCACUUGCAGAUGACAUGCAGCCGGUUCCAAUCUCUAUUCGAAUAAUUUGGCAACAGGCAGUGUUAGGGUUGACCAAAAUCGCAAUAGCAAGGAAGGAGAAGCGGCUUGAAAACUCUGCUGGCAGGCUGAAGCUAUGGGGUGUGGGGUUGUUUGAGGACAGAUCCGCGCUUGACGAUGUCCUCGUGUCACGCUCCAGGAAGAAUAAUCACUUCUACCACAUCUUGGUCAGGACGUUUACGGAGAUUUUGCUUCUUGAAGAACGUGAGAUCAGAAGCAUUACAGCCGAUGAAUCAGACAUAAUUCAAAGAGGUCUUCUGCAGGUCAAAUCCGAGAUUGGAGCUUUGCUCAGCACUGAUGAACUCGUAGGAUAUGCAAUAGAGGAUUGGUCCAGUCAGCUUGCUCUGAGCCAGAAGAACACAGAGAUGGGUCAGACAGCCAGAACUAAAAUGCAUGCACAAAAUGAUGCUGAGAAGACCGACAUCGCGCUUGCGAGAGCAGUGGAAAAUCUCUUCGAUUUCUUGCCAGGAAUACGUGCCGAGCGUCAUGCUUACUGUUAUGACAAAGAAGUCAGUGGAGAACAUAGAACACAUCAGAAAGCAACUGCAGAAUCAGGUGGUACCAAUUUUCCGGUCAUACGAGAGCAAAAUGAAGAUGUACAAAGCUUUACAGCUGGCAGGGAAGAUAUCUCCCAUAAUGAAGAUGUACAAAGCUUUACAGCUAGCAGGGAAGAUAUCUCCCAUAAUGAAGAGCAGAGCGAGAUUCUGGAACCAACACUUGCGAAAGUGCAGGCCCAUUUGGAUGAGGUCAAAGAGAAAGAGAAGAGAACAGCGAAACUUGCUACCAACGAGAAAUUUGCUGGUGACUUACGAGAAGAGAAGAAAAAAGCGUACGGUACGAGAACGAUCUCGAGCACCAAUGAUAUCGACUUGAAGACCAGAGAAAUCAGAGUACAUAAUAGAUCAGAUCGACCACAAGCGUGCCCCAGACGGCUUGAUGUGGAUAAACACGCACGUUGGAAAUAG